AUGGCCAGUGCACAAGUGCAAAGUCUUGAUAUAAUUAAGCAGCAGGAUCAGCAACAUCAGCUGGAGAAUAUCAAUAAGCAUCAUCAUCAUCACCACGAAGGUGUUCCACUGGAGUGCAACAGCCCAAAACCUAUCGAUGAAGAGAUAUACCAAGUCGAGUACAAGCAUCCUUUGGAGCAUGUGUGGACCCUGUGGUAUUUGGAAUACAAUCGCUCCAAGCACUGGAAGGACAUGCUGAACGAGAUUACCGAGAUUGAUAGUGUGGAGACCUUCUGGAGCUUGUACCAUACCAUCAAGAGCCCAGCCGAGCUGAAGAAUGGAUGCGAUUACGCCGUGUUCAAGAAGGGCAUAAAACCCAUGUGGGAGGAUGAAGCCAACAUCAAGGGUGGUCGCUGGCUGGUCACCGUGAAUAAGAGUGCCAAGGCGGAAUUGGAUCAAAUUUGGCUGGACAUUCUUCUGCUUAUGGUAGGCCAAAAUUUUGAAUACUCCGACGAGAUCUGCGGAGCUGUCAUCAAUAUACGUAGCAUGAGCAACAAAAUCUCGGUUUGGACUGCCAACGGGAGCAACGAAAUGGCCAUUCUGGAGAUCGGCCAGAAGAUGAAGAUACUCCUUCAUUUGCAAUCGCGUAAUUUGCAGUACCAACUUCAUUCCGAUGCAAUGUGCCAAUUCAAUUCGGGCGUCAAAUCGGUUUAUACACUCUGAAGGUGAUUGUUUAGGUCCUCUACGUUAGUAUAUUUUUAUUUUUGUACACCAGAUUCGUAAGUGUGGAAGAUAAGAUUGGCUUAGUGUAUAUGAAUAUUUACUUGGAAUUGCCCCUACAAAAUUGUUCUGGAGACUAAAUUAAAAAUCUAACUUUCUA
Drosophila mauritiana is the source of this 859-nucleotide messenger RNA. It is a transcript of the gene eIF4E5, whose product is annotated as eukaryotic translation initiation factor 4E1. Lineage: Eukaryota; Metazoa; Arthropoda; Insecta; Diptera; Drosophilidae. Gene Ontology annotation, cellular component: eukaryotic translation initiation factor 4F complex; cytoplasm. Gene Ontology annotation, biological process: translational initiation. Gene Ontology annotation, molecular function: translation initiation factor activity; RNA 7-methylguanosine cap binding. The transcript is spliced from 3 exons. The coding region runs from base 1 to 702 and encodes 233 amino acids. The record is from RefSeq and is a predicted model, not a curated record.